Molecule: messenger RNA, 1368 nt
Organism: Lathyrus sativus (Indian pea)
Lineage: Eukaryota; Viridiplantae; Streptophyta; Magnoliopsida; Fabales; Fabaceae
Source: the annotation of a GenBank genome assembly
AUGGAGUUCCUUCUUAAACUCAUCACUUUUCUACUAUUUUCUAUGCCUGCAAUCACUUCCUCCCAAUACUUUGGAAAUAACCUUCUCACCAAUAGAAAGAUUUUCCAAAAACAAGAGGAAGUUUCCUCUUACGCUGUGGUAUUCGAUGCUGGUAGCACUGGUAGUCGCGUUCAUGUUUACCGUUUUAACCAGAACCUAGAUCUUCUUCAUAUUGGCAAAGGUGUUGAGUAUUAUAAUAAGAUAACACCUGGUUUGAGUUCAUACGCUAAUAAUCCAGACCAGGCUGCAAAAUCUCUCAUUCCACUUUUAGAGCAAGCAGAAGAUGUGGUUCCUGAGGAUCUUCAGCCCAAGACACCCGUUAGACUCGGGGCAACUGCAGGUUUAAGGCUUUUGGAUGGGGAUGCUUCUGAAAAGAUAUUGCAAUCGGUAAGAGAUAUGCUGAGCAACAGAAGUACCUUCAACGUUCAACCCGACGCAGUUUCUAUAAUUGAUGGAAUCCAAGAAGGUUCUUAUCUAUGGGUGACAGUUAACUAUGCAUUGGGAAAUUUAGGGAAAAAGUACACAAAAACCGUUGGAGUAAUAGAUCUUGGAGGAGGAUCAGUUCAAAUGGCAUAUGCAGUGUCAAAGAAAACCGCUAAAAAUGCUCCAAAAGUUGCAGAUGGAAGUGAUCCAUACAUCAAGAAGAUCGUGCUCAAGGGAAUACCAUAUGAUCUCUAUGUUCACAGUUACUUACACUUUGGUAGAGAAGCAUCUCGAGCCGAGAUUUUGAAGCUCACUCAAAAUUCUCCUAACCCUUGCCUUUUAGCUGGGUUUAAUGGAAUCUAUACAUAUUCAGGAGAAGAGUUUAAGGCAACUGCUUACACUUCUGGUGCAAACAUUAACAAAUGCAAAAACACAAUUCGUAAGGCGCUUAAGUUGAAUUAUCCAUGUCCAUAUCCGAAUUGCACUUUCGAUGGAAUUUGGAAUGGUGGAGGAGGAAAUGGACAGAAAAACCUUUUUGCAUCUUCAUCUUUCUUUUACCUACCUGAAGAUACCGGUAUGGUUGAUGCAAGCACACCUAAUUUCAUACUUCGGCCGGUCGAUAUUGAGACCAAAGCUAAACAAGCUUGCGCGUUAAACUUCGAGGACGCGAAAUCGACUUAUCCGUUUCUUGAUAAGAAAAAUGUAGCAUCAUAUGUAUGCAUGGAUCUUAUAUAUCAGUAUGUGUUACUCGUUGAUGGAUUUGGUCUUGAUCCAUUGCAAAAGAUUACAUCAGGGAAGGAAAUUGAAUACCAAGAUGCUAUUUUGGAAGCUGCAUGGCCUCUAGGCAAUGCUGUAGAAGCCAUAUCAGCUUUACCUAAAUUUGAACGAUUGAUGUAUUUUGUUUAA